Messenger RNA from Dujonia railenensis, 1500 nucleotides. The record is from the annotation of a GenBank genome assembly. NCBI's taxonomy places the organism in Eukaryota, Fungi, Ascomycota, Pichiomycetes, Serinales, Debaryomycetaceae.
AUGAUUAGAGCCUUGAGGUUGGUGAAGCCUGUACAUACAGCUGGGCGUUUUUCGUUCCACACCCGCUCCGUUCUUGCUAAGAAUUUCCACAGGCCAGACAAGGCAGGGUCCAACGAUGCCGCCGAUGCCGCCGAUGCUACAGCUACUGUGUUGGCAGACCAGAACGAUAUCCAGAAGCUCCCCAACAAGGUGACCUGGAUUGAAGCUAUGCGAGAAAGAGCCAAGCAGGAAGCUGCCGGGAAGAUUCUCGACAGUUACAGUUAUGUGGACCCCAAGACCACUCACGUCGGAGAGAAGACCAGAAACGAAUCGUUCUCGUACCUCACGUUGCCCUUCAAGGACGACAAGUGGUUGUGCGAUGCUUAUAUCAAUGCUGCCGGGCGUUUGCGGGCCGGUCAAUUGUUCCAGGACUUGGAUGCCUUAGCCGGAAGAAUCGCCUACAGACACUGUUCUCCAGCUGAACCUGUCAACGUGACAGCUUCCGUUGACAGAAUCUACAUGGUGAAGAAGGUGGACGAAAUCAGCAAUUACAACUUUGUCAUGGCUGGUAGUGUCACCUGGACCGGUAGAUCAUCGAUGGAAAUCACCGUGAAAGGUUAUGCUUUCGACGAUAAGGUGCCCAGUGAGAUUACCGAGUCCGCUCUCCCAGACGAAAACAUUUUCUUGACUGCUAACUUUACAUUCGUUGCCAGAAACCCAGAGACCCACAAGUCCUUCGCCAUCAACAGAUUGUUGCCUGUCUCGGAAGAAGAAUGGUUGGACUAUAGAAGAGCAGAAUCUCAUAAUGCCAAAAAGAAGUUAGCUGCUAAGAAUAAGUCCAGUGCAGCUCCUACACCUGAGGAAUCUGGGUUGAUCUAUGAAAUGUGGAAGGAACUGAAGAACAUUCUUGCUAAUUUAGAUAAGAAACCAAAGAAUGUCGUCUUUAUGAACGAUUCGGAAGUCAAAUCUACUUUGUUCAUGCAGCCUCAGUACAGAAACAGACAUAGUUAUAUGAUCUUUGGUGGAUACUUGUUGAGACAAUCAUUCGAAUUAGCCUACUGUGCCUCUGCAGCCUUUGCAUCUUCCUCUCCAAGAUUCGUUUCCUUGGACUCUACAACCUUCAAGCAGCCAGUACCAGUUGGGUCCGUGUUAUCCUUGUCUGCCAAGAUUGUUUACACUGAACACAUUAAGGCCAGCCCUUCUACGGGAGAUGCUGAUGCAUUUGACUUCUCAUUGCCUGCAACUAAUAAGCUUUCUUCGAAUAAAAAUGCAUUUUUAUCUGAACCUGGUACCUUAAUUCAAGUCAGUGUCGAUACAACGAUCAAGGCAUUAGAUAGUGAGGUUGCCAAGGAGUCCGGAACUUUCAUUUACUCCUUCUUCGUACCACAGGCUUCUCUCAAGGAAGGCGAUGCUGGCUUCUGCUCAGUCAUCCCUAGAACUUAUGCAGAGAUGAUGGAGUAUGUUGAAGGUAGAAGAAGAGCUCAAGAUACUGCUAACUUCGUGGACACCCUACCAAAGUAA